AUUCAUGAUCGCGCGUCUGCCACUUUUACUAGACCACCGCCCAACCGACAUCUUCUUCUUCACACAACGUGCAAAUCCCCUUCCCUCGUGUGCACGUCGACGCAUGUCGUGACUGUUUGUUUGGGCCCAAGUCCGCUCGAACCGCUUGUGUCGACUUUGCCGGCAAGAUCUGGCCCAUCGAGCGUUAAUUCCUGCGUUGACCACGGUACCGAUCGGUUGUGAUCAGCGCGAACUCCCAGCAAGUUUGCUCCCGAGUUUGCCCGCCGUACCUUGCGACGGCCGCGGUGCAAAAGUGACCCUCGAACAGCGUGUGUGUGUGUGUGUGCUCGUGUGUGUGUUGCGUUGAAAGUUUAGUUUGUCACAGAGCAGUGCUACGUAACGUGUGGCUCUGGUGAUCUUUUAAGACGCGCACCACUUUCGAGGCGUCAUCGAGGCCACUGGACACCAUUCCUGGCAAGGAUUACGCGUGACAGCAGCUACCCCAGGUUAAAAUCUUUCGAGCGAAAAAAAACCGCACAACCGACAGCGCAAUGGAUAGCGACACGUCGGUCUACAGCAACUGUGCCAGCCCGGCCAGCUACCAGCAGUACACCUGGACGCUAACGGACAAGCUGCGUAAGACGGCCAAAUCGGAGCUGCGCGAGGACGAACAUCUGCGAACGCAAGGGUUGGCGCAGAUGCGAGAGUUCAUCGCCAAGAGUCCGCACAUCAAGCGUUGCCGCACCGACGCACUGUUUCUGCUCCGGUUUCUCCGCACCAAGAAGUACUCGAUCCCGCAGGCGUGCGCCAUGCUGGAGAAGUAUCUAACGGUGCGCCAGGCCAACCCGGCCUGGUUCCAUCGAUUGGACAUUGAGGAUCCGGAAAUUGAGGCGAUCAUCGACGGAGGGUACAUUGUGCCGCUGCCCGAGCGUGAUGAUCAUGGACGGCAGGUGAUACUGUCGGUGGCGGGAAAUCUUGAUCUGAGCCGCGUGUCUUCGGCCCUGCUGGCGAGGGUUCACUUCCUCGUGCAGGAGGUGCUGGCCGAUGACGAGCAGUCGCAGAUCUGUGGCUAUGUGCACUGUGUGGACGAGCGCGAGCUGUCGAUGAAGCUGAUGGGCAUGUGGUCGCUGGUGGACAUCAAGAAGGUGGCUGACUGCAUACAGAACGGUCUGCCCAAUCGUAUCAAUGGAUUUAAUCUGAUCGGUCUACCGUCGACGGCUGCCACGCUGCUCGAGUUCUGCGUAUCGCUGCUGAGUGAUAAGCUGCGCAAGCGAAUCAACCUGUUCCGCACCGUGGAGGACUUUGCCGGAAAGAUAAAUCGCAAGAUUCUACCCAAGGAGUACGGUGGCACCGUGCCGAUGGCGGACAUGAUCGCACAGUUUAAGGAACGCUGCCGUCGAAAGCGUGCCCAGCUGCUGGCAAUGGAUGAUAUGUGCAUCGAGCUGUCAAAGGUCCCGGGACACUGUGCGGACUCGUGCCGUCGGGAUCUGGAGGCUGGGAUGAUCGGAAGCUUCCGUAAGCUGGAGGUCGAUUAGGCGAACGUCGACGACGUGGCUUUAGGUUCUAAGAAGAAUGUAUUAUAUUUCCCCAUUGCUACAUCUAUGCUUGUACUAGAGGAUAAGACAAAACAGACACAUGAUCGAUAUGGGUACACUAUGGGUGGUAUAUAUAUAUAUGGACGGACAGACGAUACAUAUCUAAACGCGUGAAUUAAUGAAUUGCUUCAGAUUUGAUUAUUCGACUCGUGCAUCACCCUACUACCGGACGUCCUUAAGCGACGGGUUCGGCGUGCGAUCUCUGGGAAGGGAGAUGUUACGCAAACCAGGCACCAGCAAAAGGAACUCACUAGCGAAACCGCUUCAGUACUGCACUCCAAUUUCCGCACUUUACUCCAACUCUAAAACUGUGAUUUUGUUUUAUUAUUUCACGUUCGCGUUAAGCGAUCAUUUGCUGCGUGUUGUCCAAUCGUUCGCAUCGGGUCGGUUUGCGGGACACAUCGUUUUUUGUCACAUGCAACGGCUUCAAAGACUCGCGAGCCGCUGCUAGUUUGAUGGCGAUUGCGUAACGGCGCAACAAUCCUAAUUGCUAUCAACGGAGCACGCGUAAUUGUGGUGCAGCGGGACAGAAAGAUGUACGUUACAUUAAAUCAUAAUCGAACUACGAAUAAAGUGGAUGGUGAACAAGAAAAAGAAACAACACUAACCCAACA
Anopheles stephensi (Asian malaria mosquito) is the source of this 2188-nucleotide messenger RNA. RefSeq names its product alpha-tocopherol transfer protein-like. NCBI's taxonomy places the organism in Eukaryota, Metazoa, Arthropoda, Insecta, Diptera, Culicidae. The record is from RefSeq and is a predicted model, not a curated record. The coding region runs from base 531 to 1514 and encodes 327 amino acids. Gene Ontology annotation, molecular function: phosphatidylinositol bisphosphate binding. The transcript is spliced from 3 exons. Gene Ontology annotation, cellular component: membrane.